Molecule: messenger RNA, 1232 nt
Organism: Cephus cinctus (wheat stem sawfly)
Lineage: Eukaryota; Metazoa; Arthropoda; Insecta; Hymenoptera; Cephidae
Source: RefSeq, a predicted model, not a curated record
GCUACUACUCUUAAGGUAAAACGCGCCUCGGGCGUAACGAUAAAAACUAUUGUCGCGGACUGUACAUGUGUAUAUUUAUAUACGUAUAUAUAUAUAUAUAUAUAUAUAUAUAUAUUUAUGCAUAUAUUUGUGUAUACGUAUAUCGUGUAUAAUGUGUAUACGAAGAUAUUUUGUUAAGCGAAUAGUUAUAUGUUAUCACGACCACCACCGAAAUUUCAUCUCGAUUGUCAUUUGACGUCAAGACUUCAAGAUGCGGGCGCAAGUCUCCGCCGGUCAGCAGCAGCAGCAGCAGGAAGAUUUGUGUCCUCGUUCGUGACGCGUGCGGUUACUGCGCAUCCACCUGGCGCAGGUACGUGGGCGGUACGCAACGCGCAAUUACGAUGUGGGACGAUCCGAUUUUUUUUGUGUGAAAAAAAAAACAACAAAAGAAGAAAAAAAAUCAUAUUCGCGCAGCUCGUUGUUUACAGCGUGAAACAAUGGACUCGUGUUUGCGCGAGGCGCGCCCGACGUACAGGAUCCAAAGGAGUUCGUCCUGAAGAACGGAUGAGAACACUGAUCAAUGCUACUACUGGUCGUCGGCGGUACCAUCCGGCCAUUUUGUUUAUAUUUUCUUUCGAUCAACUUUGUGGACUUCGUGGAUCGUGUUCCCGUUACGUCAUCGAUGGAAGCAGAGCGAGGACUGUCGUUUGUCCUGGGAGAAGACCGCCAGGUGGCAUCGUCGUCGUCGUCGUCCGGACGAGGAGGAGCCUUCCCGUCGGGAGGAGUGCUUUUGAAUUUGGUAGACUCGUCGUGGAGGGGUCAGGUGGAGCAGCGUCCAUUGGCUUCGUCGGGGAACUCGAUUUAUUGAGGAAGAGGGGAUCAUCCGGAGAGCCGUAGUGGUCAGCGGGAACAAUUGUCAUUGUUCGUUCCGAUGGGUCGGUGUACGUCAUUGAUGUGCAUCCACAAGGAGAAGGCUGGUUUGCAGAGUACCGAUGAGCAUUCCCCGAUUGGGCACCCUGGACCCUCUUUACAGAGUAUUACGGGGACGACCAGGAAGCCUUGGAUCGGCGUCUACCACAAGAAGCUUCCUGUUGAAGGGAGUCCAUGAUUAUUGGAUCGCUCUACAACCGUAUUUGUGUACACGUUUGCAGCCGCAGCAGCUGGAGGAACAGCAGGGUAGAGGAAGACGGGCAAGAUUGAAGAUAACGACCGGGUCUCUUUGCUCCGUGGAAGUCUGGAAUUGGAUGACGGAU